Engraulis encrasicolus (European anchovy) is the source of this 3013-nucleotide messenger RNA. It is a transcript of the gene acadsb, whose product is annotated as acyl-CoA dehydrogenase short/branched chain. The coding region runs from base 58 to 1359 and encodes 433 amino acids. Gene Ontology annotation, molecular function: flavin adenine dinucleotide binding; acyl-CoA dehydrogenase activity. Lineage: Eukaryota; Metazoa; Chordata; Actinopteri; Clupeiformes; Engraulidae. The transcript is spliced from 11 exons. The record is from RefSeq and is a predicted model, not a curated record. Gene Ontology annotation, cellular component: mitochondrion.
CGGUAUUGAUGCACGGUUACAAAACUUGAUUAUACAAACUGCGCAACCAGGACCACAAUGGCGGCGCCCUUGGCUAGGGUUUGUGGAAAGUUCUUCAAACAUGUGUCAAGACCAUGGAGCACAUUACAGGUGGGCAUUCCAAAGUGGGCAUCCUCAUCUGCUGUUGAGCUCGCCACAGGAAGUGAUGCAAUCCCGGGAGUUGCGUACCCUCCACUGCAGACCUUCUCGGAGGAAGAGAACAUGAUGCGAGAAGCAGUGAAGAAGUUUGCUCAAGAACAGAUUCAACCAUUUGUGUCUGAAAUGGACGAAAAGCACGAAAUGGAUGAAGGAGUCCUCAGGGGCCUAUUUGAGCAGGGGCUGAUGGGGAUUGAAAUAGACCCAGAGUAUGGUGGUACUGGAUCCACUUUUUUUGCAUCUAUCUUGGUGAUUGAGGAAUUGGCCAAAGUGGACCCAGCUAUUGCCGUUCUGUGUGAUAUCCAAAACACACUUAUCAACACACUGCUGUCCAAACUGGGAAAUGAGGAGCAGAAACAGAAAUAUCUCACGCGUCUGUCCACGGAUAUGAUUGGUAGCUUCUGUUUAUCAGAAGCUGAUUCUGGGAGCGAUGCCUUCUCUUUGAAGACUCGUGCGGAGAAGCACAACGACUACUAUGUUAUUAAUGGCUCCAAGAUGUGGAUCAGUAAUGCAGAGCACGCUGGGGUUUUCCUGGUCAUGGCCAAUGUAGAUCCAGCUGCGGGAUAUAAAGGCAUAACCUGUUUCAUUGUGGACCGAGAAACAGAGGGGCUUCACAUUGGCAAGAACGAAAACAAGCUUGGCCUAUGUGCCUCAUCUACAUGUCCACUACAUUUUGAUAAUGUCAAGGUUCCAGAGAGGAACAUUCUGGGCCACAUUGGUCAUGGCUACAAGUAUGCCAUUGGCAUGCUGAAUGAAGGAAGGAUUGGCAUCGCUGCACAGAUGCUUGGAUUGGCGCAAGGCUGCUUUGAUCAUGCGGUGGCCUAUACGAGACAGAGAGUACAGUUCAGAAAGCGUAUCUUUGACUUCCAGAGCAUGCAACAUCAAAUUGCUCAUGUGGCUACCCAGCUGGAAGCUGCCAGGCUGCUCACAUACAACGCAGCACGCCUGAAGGAGGCUGGUAGGCCAUUCAUCAAGGAGGCCUGCAUGGCCAAAUACUUCACGGCUGAGGUGGCAACUCUAACUACAUCUAAAAGCAUUGAAUGGAUGGGAGGGGUAGGGUUCACCAAGGACUACCCUGUCGAGAAGUAUUACAGAGACUGUAAGAUAGGUACCAUCUAUGAGGGCACAUCUAACAUCCAGCUGACGACGAUGGCCAAGUUUAUUGAUCAAGAAUAUGACCAGUGAUGAUGAGGACGGCAUUCAUAUGGCUUCAGAAUGAAACCCUAUGAAGUUUGCAGUGUCAUCUAAAAUUAGACACUCCUUGUGUAGCUUACGUUUUGAUGCAGUGUUUACUAUACAGUGGGUUAAAUAAGUAUUUGAUACCUUAAUGAUGGAUGAAUAUCAAGACGAAAAUUGAGAAUAUAAGUUCAAAGAAAAUAUAUUUAUGAAUUGAUUUAUGUUUCAUUGAGAGAAAUAAGUAUUUGAAACCUCGAGCCAAAGAAGGCAAAAUUCUGGGUGGCAAAGGGGUUUGCUUAUAAGGCGUUAAGGCGUUGAUUUUUCUUGUAGUUGGUGACCAGGUUUGUGUACAUGAUAUCAGACUGUUGACUAAGAGGAACACGUCUCCAUGGAGGGUGGAAUUACUCUGCAUUUUAAAUUAAUUGGAGUUCCAAAUUCAAAUGGCCUUUCCCGUGUUGGAAAGUUUGUGGUCUGAUGACUGAUUCUAUGGACAGGUGUCUUCUAGGUGGCCAUUUAAAACCAGUGCCUUUAAUUCAGGUGAGAAUUGAUUAGAAGUGCCUAACUGCUCUCUGUAACUGAAACUCUUGAUUGUUGACGGGGGAUGAAAUACUUAUUUUCCUCAAUAAGACAUACAUUAAUUGAUAAAAUAUACAUCAAUUCAUUAAAUAAUUCUUACAAGUUAUUUUCUGGGUUUUGUUUUUGAUAUUCUGUCUCUUCAUGUUAGAACACCUACCAAUUUAAAUUAUAGAAUAAUCCUGUCAUUCUCACUUGACAAACCUACAAAAUCAGCAAGGGAUGAAAAACUUAUUUUCCACUCUGUAACAUUUCUCGAGGUUGAUGAACAGUUGUAUUCACUGACAGUCAGAAACUUAAGGCUUUAUUGCCUUUUCGUUUGUCACUUUUCAUGUCUGUAAUAAUACUGAGAGUGUGUAUGUUACUAGGGGUGUCAAACUUUUUUCUCUAUGUUAAUAUAGUUGUUGCUGAAGUUUGUUGGUAUUUGGUUUUGUUGUAUUUUUGUUGUGGGGUUUUGGUCUUUCUUUCUUUCUUUCUUUCUUUCUUUCUUUCUUUCUUUCUUUCUUUCUUUCUUUCUUUCUUUCUUUCUUUCUUUUUAACCAGAUUUUAGUUGGUAUUUGGUUUUGUUGUAUCCAGAUUUUAGUUAAUGACUUGCCUGACUCUCUCCAGACCCUUAUGCAUUUCUGCUCAGUUUCGUGAGCUCACACAAGGGUCUGAUCCCAAACCAAAAUGCAGUAGAACCAAUCAGGAUCGCACAUUUUCAGAGAUGUGACGCAAUCAAAAUUUAAACAUGGUGGAGAAGGGAAAAAGAUUCAAAACGUGACAUUCUGUAAUUUUAACUGUAUAUUUGAAUCUGCGAGUAGUUAAAGUAGCAGCCAGAAUGAUUUUUGAUAAAACCACGCCUUAGGAGACCUACGCCUAUGUUGUAGCUCCAGAUGGAUGUUCGUGGCGCUAGGCAGAAUCCUUUCAUCUGGCGAGAGUCAGGUUAGUUAAAGACUGGCACAACACUGAGAAAUUUGAUGGAACUAUUACAUUCUGAAUUAAUAUUUCAGAAUGAAAAACAUCAUGUAAACGAGGCCAGUGGGUUGUAAUGGAUGACAUUUACCCCAACUGUGUCCUGAACAUUGUUACAUAAAUGUCAUUUUAGUUA